AUGGGCAACUUGUUACGAAUUUUACUGAACAAUGAUCAGUCAUCAAAGUCAUCAGAAAACAUCUUUGUUGACUUUGAAAAUGUUCAACCUACAGAGGCUGAAAGGCCAGUUUGGCUUUUGGUUAAAUCUGUCCUAGACUCAGCACAUGAUAUUCUGUUGGAGCUGCAGCGAUAUAGAGGGGCCUCAGAAGAGAUUCGCAUGGCCAUUUCAAACCCAAAGAUAGAAGACCUACAAGACAAGGCCUGGCAGUCAGUGACACCACUUGUGUCCAAGCUGAGAGGCUGCUUUGAGUUCUCCCUUAAGCUGGAAAGAGUUAUUCCAGAAUUAUUGAGAGUUCUCUGCUCUGAGAACAUAACUCCACGGGAACACUUAGAACAACAGCAAGCUUUGUUUAAACAGUUUGCCGAGAUUCUGGACUUUGUCCUCAAGUUUGAUGAUCUGAAGAUGACCACACCAGCAAUACAGAAUGACUUCAGUUACUACCGGAGAACUCUUAGCAGGAAGAAAAUGGCCAACGAGGAGGAGUUACCAACAGGGGAGGAUCACGUGUCCAACGAGCUGGCCAACCGUAUGUCACUGUUCUAUGCACAAGCCACACCCAUGCUGCAGUCCAUCAGUGAUGCCACGGCCAAAUUUGUUACUCAGAACAAAGAUCUUCCAGUGGAGCAGACCACAGACUGCUUGAGUCUGAUGGCCAACAUCUGCCGAGUGAUGAUUGAGAACCCUCAGUACAGGUCCAGGAUAAAGGAGGAGACACAAUUGUUCUGUCUCAGGGUCAUGGUCGGGGUCAUCAUUCUUUAUGACCACGUACAUCCUGUUGGAGCUUUUGCCAAAACAUCGGGAAUUGAGAUGAAGAGUUGCAUCAAGUUACUAAAGGACCAACAGAAAGGAACUGUGGAGUCUUUGCUAAAUGCCUUAAGAUACACAACAAAACAUCUGCAAGAUGAAACCACGUCGCGAACAAUCAAGAACAUGCUCGCUGUUUGA
Messenger RNA from Candidula unifasciata, 987 nucleotides. The record is from the annotation of a GenBank genome assembly. NCBI's taxonomy places the organism in Eukaryota, Metazoa, Mollusca, Gastropoda, Stylommatophora, Geomitridae.